CCGCCGCCAUUAACCAGGGCUGGCAAGGCGCACGCUCCCCGCUGCUUCGUGCAACUACACCGCUGCUACUGCUGCUGCUGCUGCCACCACAGCUACCCGUCGUCGCCUCUGCUGCUGCUGUUUUCUGUGUGGCUCGCACUCGCACUCGUCCUCCCUUCGCGACCGAACAAUUGAGAGCUCGUCACAUAAUGUCGAAUUCGUCGUCGUCGUCGUCGCGGUCGCCCUCGUCGAGGAGGGCAGGUGGGGAUGAACGACAGGGUUGGCCGCGUAUGUCGUCGUCGUUGUCGUCGUCUUCGUCGGUGACAGUGUUGCUGGUGGGCCUGGUAGCGAUGUGCUUAUCUGCCACUGCGGACGCUCAACCUGUGACGAAUCCCUACCACAACUACGACGUCCGAAGCGCGGUGGCGAGUCCCGGUGGCGGAGGAGGCGUCGGCGGAGGGGUCAUUGCGCGCGAGAACCUUCACGGCCGAGGUGGUGGAGCUGGCGAUGGCGGUGGUGGUGGCGAUACUGCUAGGGAUUUGACAUCGGUGUUGAGGCGACACUUGUUGAAGCGACAGCAGCUGGCCGGAACGAACGAUGGCCUGCCGGGCCCGGCGCCGGGCACCAGCGUCGCACUGAUCAUACUGUACUCGAUAACGGGCAUCAUCACCGCGCUGUUCCUGAUGAUCAUAGUCACGGGUGCGGUUCGGGCGCACAGGCACCCGGAGAGAUAUGGGCCGCGCGCGAUCGCACGCUUCGGACGGCCACGGCAGUCGAGGGCCACGGGGCUGGCGAGAGCAGUGCUGGAUACCAUCCCGAUCGUUCGCUUUGGUGCUGUGACGCCGGAGCCCGAUGUCGGGAAACCGGUCGAUCUCGAGUUGCAGGAUGGGACCUCGACCCCGGCGACCCCGACGUCGGCCAGCCCACCGCCACCACACAUCGGAGACGCUGCCGCUGUCGUGGGAGCUGUCGCCGCGGCUGUUCCGUCCGAGCGAGCCGACACCCCCGACGUGCUGGAGACUCCCGAUACUACUACUAGGUCGGGCACGACGACGCCCGCGCCGCCGUCAAGCACGGCGAGCACGCCCGCACCACCCAUGGACAAACCGCUAGCCUCGCAGAACCAAUGUCCCGUGUGCAUGGAGGACUUUGAGCAGGGCACCGAAGUGCGGGUGCUGCCGUGCGGACACUCGUACCAUCCCGACUGCAUCGAUCCCUGGCUGCUAAACGUCUCGGGAUCAUGUCCGCUGUGCCGUAUCGACCUCCACCCAGAAGGCGAAGAAGCCGCCAGCGAAGCUGCAGCCGCAGCCGCAGCCGCCGCCGCCGCCGCCGAGACUGCGGCGGUUCCUCCGCUCCCCCACAGGAGCUCUUCGAGGCUAGCACAGUACCUGCACGUAGCGCGCGGAUCCACCGGCGACGAACGUAUGGCUGCGCUGCGCCAGGUGCGCGAGGAACGGAACCGCCAGAACGGCACUAGGAGGAGCCGCGUGCCCGAGCUGGGCGUCUCGCGGCUUAGUAGGGCGUUUUCGAGACGGAUGCAGGCGCGGUCACAGCAGCAGCAGCAGCCACCACCACCACCACCGCCCCCACCCCCGCCGUCGCAGGCGCAGUCGAUACGGCCAGAGGGCUCGACUUAACUACUAUAGAGCGGUUGCCCGGCCGAUUCGGUUCCAUUCCUUUUGUC
Messenger RNA from Tricharina praecox, 1663 nucleotides. RefSeq lists its product as uncharacterized. NCBI's taxonomy places the organism in Eukaryota, Fungi, Ascomycota, Pezizomycetes, Pezizales, Pyronemataceae. The transcript has 2 exons. The record is from RefSeq and is a predicted model, not a curated record. The coding region runs from base 189 to 1616 and encodes 475 amino acids.